AGUAAGCAGAAUCAUAGAAAGCAGCAGAAUCAUAGAAGAGGAGCAUCGUCAUCAUCUCUCAUCCUUCCUCACCCCCCCGUCUUCUAUUUUCUUCUGGACAUCUUCUAGUAAAGAAGAAGUGGGAUUCCUCCCUCCUCUCCCAGUCCGACCACCCUAGCUAGCUGCUAAUGGCUGCUGCCACCUUGAGCGCUCCCGACGCCGAGAAGCUGUCCAAGCUGAAAGCUGCUGUUGCAGGCCUUCACCAGAUCAGUGACAACGAGAAGAAUGGUUUCAUCAACCUCGUCGCCCGCUAUCUCAGCGGCGAAGCACAGCACAUCGAGUGGAGCAAGAUCAAGACGCCCACCGAUGAAGUGGUUGUUCCUUAUGACCGCUUGGCUCCCGCUCCUGAUGACGCCUCUGAGACCAAGAAACUUUUGGACAAACUGGUCGUCUUGAAACUCAAUGGAGGCCUAGGAACGACAAUGGGUUGCACCGGUCCCAAAUCUGUUAUCGAAGUGCGUAACGGGUUGACAUUUCUUGACCUUAUUGUCAUCCAGAUUGAGAAUCUGAAUAAUACAUAUAAAUGCAAUGUUCCCCUCCUACUGAUGAAUUCAUUUAACACUCAUGACGACACGAUGAAGAUAGUUGAGAAAUACUCCAACUCAAAUGUCGAGAUUCAUACUUUUAAUCAGAGCCAAUAUCCCCGCUUGGUUGUUGAUGAUUUUAUGCCUUUGCCAUGCAAAGGGCAUACUGGUAAAGAUGGAUGGUAUCCUCCUGGUCAUGGCGAUAUAUUCCUAUCCCUGAUGAACAGCGGGAAACUUGAUGCAUUGCUCUCGCAGGGCAAGGAAUAUGUGUUUAUUGCCAACUCUGACAACUUGGGCGCCGUUGUUGACCUGAAGAUAUUAAACCAUUUGGUCUCAAACAGGAACGAGUACUGUAUGGAGGUUACACCAAAGACCCUAGCUGAUGUGAAGGGUGGUACCCUCAUCUCCUAUGAAGGGAAGGUUCAGCUACUGGAAAUUGCACAAGUCCCUGAUGAACAUGUGACUGUUGCAGUACUUCAUUGCAUAGAGUGCUGCCACCCUUUUUCUCAAAUAGUAAGUGAAUUCAAGUCAAUAGAGAAAUUCAAAAUUUUCAACACAAACAAUUUGUGGGUGAACUUGAAAGCAAUUAAAAGACUUGUGGAAGCCGAAGCACUUAAGAUGGAGAUCAUUCCCAACCCAAAGGAAGUGGAUGGAGUCAAAGUCCUUCAGCUGGAGACUGCAGCUGGUGCAGCAAUUAGGUUCUUUGAUAACGCCAUUGGAAUUAAUGUACCCCGAUCCAGAUUUUUGCCAGUGAAGGCAACUUCAGAUUUGCUUCUUGUGCAGUCGGAUCUGUACAAUCUAGUUGAUGGAUUUGUUGUUCAAAAUAAAGCAAGAGUGAAUCCUGCAAAUCCUUCGAUAGAAUUGGGGCCUGAAUUUAAGAAGGUUGGCAAUUUCUUGAGUCGAUUCAAGUCAAUUCCUAGCAUCAUUGAACUUGAUAGCCUUAAAGUGUCUGGCGAUGUAUGGUUUGGUGCUGGCAUCACUCUCAAGGGAAAAGUGACCAUAUCUGCAAAGCCUGGGGUUAAACUGGAAAUACCAGAUGGCUCUGUACUUGAAAACAAGGAAAUCAAUGGCCCGAAGGACCUUUAAGGAAAUGCAUCUCUUUCCCAUGUGGAGCUAGGGAGUUGUAUAUGAUCCUGUUAGCAGUGUUAAUAAAGGUGCUUUGGUAGAUAAAUAAGAGAAGCGCUUUUGCCAGCUGGUGCAAAGCAGUCUGGAGCCUUCCCAAUAAACCAAAAUUUACUAUUUUGUCCUUUCUUGUAAUUUGCCUUCCUUGUGGAAGGAGGAGUGCUACUUUUACUUUUGUUGGACAGUGUGUUGAGGAUUACCUUCCAUGGUACAUGAGAUUGGCAAUCAAUGCUUGAGCCUUUUGGUCCCAUAUAAAAAACAGUUUGAUGUAAAA
This is a messenger RNA of Punica granatum (pomegranate), 1959 nucleotides long. NCBI's taxonomy places the organism in Eukaryota, Viridiplantae, Streptophyta, Magnoliopsida, Myrtales, Lythraceae. The record is from RefSeq and is a predicted model, not a curated record.